This is a messenger RNA of Cuscuta europaea, 1847 nucleotides long. NCBI's taxonomy places the organism in Eukaryota, Viridiplantae, Streptophyta, Magnoliopsida, Solanales, Convolvulaceae. The record is from the annotation of a GenBank genome assembly.
GAAAAUGGGAAAGCCAUGGCCCCCAAGGUCCCAACAAGAAGGGGAACCAUGGGGGAGGUGGAUCGUUCAGGGCACCGGCAGCACCAUCCAAGGGAAACCCGGCCACGAGCGGGCACUACUCGGGCUCACAAGCCCCAACGACGCCCAGAUGCAGGAAUUGCAACAGGAACCACACCGGUAAGUGUCGUGAUCCACCACGGUGCUAUCAAUGCAGGAGUACAGGGCAUAUUAAGCCAAACUGCCCUCAACUUGGUGGGAACCGGGGGGUCAGGACCAAGCGGCGCUACCACGGCAAGUAGGAACCGGGCCGGAGCAUCUCAUGCCAGUGUGGGCCAGGGGGGACCGAGCACGAGCAAUGCGCCGUCCGUGAAUCAAGGAAGAACUCAAGCUAGAGUUUAUGCGAUGACGAAGGCGGACGCACGUGCUAACCUGGACUCCGUGGCGGGUGUUCCAGUAAGUAUGAUGAACGUCAAAGGCCUCGCCCGAUUCAAGAACAAACCGGCCAAGGAUCCGAAGGGGCCGGACGCUGGUGGCCAAAAGCCCGUCGGUGCGCCCCCCAAAAAGCCCGAGGGUGAUGCUGCUGCGGCUAAGAGAAAGCCGUCGGCAAAGGAGCCCCCCCCCCCCCCCCCAAGCCCCCAAAAAGUUAAAGAAGGGGGAUGCCGCGAAGGAUGACCCCCCGGUGGUGAUUGUGGAUGACCCUCUGGAGAUGCCGAUGGCGCAGGCGCCGAGGGGGGUCCGGGAGCCAUCUCUCGAGGUCCUCACGCCCUCCCUUCCGGCUGGCACGGCCGUGUUGAAUGGCACAGCUGACCCGAGGGCGCUCCUGAGAGGUAUAACCCUCGAUAUCGACAGGGCAGCCCUCGGGGCCGAUGAUGAUCAAGCCCUUGAAGACAGGAUCCUCCGGUCUUCCCUCACGGUGAGUUCACUGUAGUUUGUCUUUCUGAUUUCCACUUUGAACUAAGAAAUCACGUUCGGCCCUGACAACCCGCUUAUCUUUGCAGACUUGCGUUGCCCUCGGGGAGCAAUUCCGACGGCUGGAGGAAUGGCGCCUCCACAAAGCUGGGCAAGACGCCAAGAUGAAGGAGCUGAUCCUUAGGGACUCCCAGGCCACGAAGCUGAUGGCCCAGCUUGAGGAGGACCUCCGGCUUGUGAGGGCGGAGGCCGGGAGGCUCCGGGAGGAGAAGGCAGAAGCUGAGGCGGCCGCUGCGGAGGCCGCAAGGAGAGCAGCCGAGGAGGCCGAGGCCAUCAAGGAGAAGGCUGUCGCCACAGCCCGGGAGGAGGCCAUCUCCGGGUUCCUUGACGGGGGGUGGAAGACCGAGGGGCACAAGGCAUGGCUGUCUUCGGUUGUUGAGGCCUCGGUUGAUGAAUGGUCCGAGGGCCCGGGGGAGGAGUGGAUGGCCCGGAAGGGUAAGCAGUAUUAUGAUGGGGGUGAGUUCUUCACUCAAGCCCUCAUCUACCGGAGGAUGGCCCGCCAUCUGAAGGUUGAGCCGAAGGACUUUGAUCCGGCAGCGUACGGGCUCCCCCCUGCAGCCAGAUAUCCGUGUUCCUCUCCCCCCUGAUGUCGAGAGGCCCGACCUGGAGGAUUCCGAGCUCCGAAGGGAAGUCGAGGGCGAUGAUCCUGAGGCCGAUGUAGAAGUUACCUCGAAGCCAUCGGGGGAGGCGGCCCCCGGGAAUGACAUCAUUUGAUAUGUACUCUGUAAUCUGAACAAUUUUGUAAUAGCCUCGGCCUAACAUUGUAAUGACUAUAUUUACUCCUCGUUGUUGUAAUUGAAUGAUUGCCUUCGGGCUUUGUAUAUAUGAAUUGUUUUCUCCAAUUCCUUUCUUCUUGAAUGUAUGCCUUCGUUUUCCUU